Oppiella nova is the source of this 774-nucleotide messenger RNA. NCBI's taxonomy places the organism in Eukaryota, Metazoa, Arthropoda, Arachnida, Sarcoptiformes, Oppiidae. The record is from the annotation of a GenBank genome assembly.
AGCGACCCACUGAUAAUAAUCAAUGGCCGCGUAAACACCAACGCAAAUACCCAGCUGAAAACGGAAGUGUGCAAGGCAUAUCCCGUUGAUCAACGCCCUGAUACCCCUUGUUCGGGAGUAACAGGAACACCUGAUACUACAGAUCCCACCCCGGUCCCAAGUGACACGGUUAAGGUGCAGGUGUACUACUCGCCAUUAAGUCAAAAAUCAGUCGAUUUUAUUAAAUUGAACACGAAAGAUAAUAACAAGGGCAUUUACGACCUAUUGACGCCUGGUACACACGGAAAUGCUAAAUACAAUAUCGAGUUUGAUUAUAUUCCGUGGGGUAGAGCGACUAGAAUUCCCGACGCUCAGGGUAAAAAUGUCUAUACCUGUCCGGAAGGAGACACCGAUUGUCUGGGCACCAGAUUGCAUGCCUGCAUAGCACGUAACCACGUGACCCAGUACGAAAAUCACCACGAAUUCUUCAUGGUUCUUUGCACGGCUACCGGCGCUAACUGGAAAACAAACCCCUUGGGGGACGUCAUAACUUGCGCCCGGAAUGUGAACGACUUGCUGGAUGACGGCCCUAGCCUUGAAAUGUGCGCCAAAAACACCAAUGACAAUAGGUACCUCGAUCAAACACUGGCCGCCACGGAUAUUGUGUACCCGGCAAUUACCGACACUAGCGACCCAUUGGUUAUCAUUAAUGGUGUGCGCAAUGACAAAGCUCUGACAGACUUACGCACUGAAGUGUGCAACGCCUACACUGUAAUAUUAAUAUUCAAAAUCUGA